GGGAGCGCGUAACUCGUGGAGCUGUCAAUACAAUACGUAACUUAGGUUUGGCUGGUGUACGCGUUUGGAUGAUGACAGGAGAUCAUUCGGAACUUGGACUACAUAUUGCGUAUACAUCCAAAAUCUUUCAACCCACUUCUAUUGUUUUUCAAGCGCAUAUAUCGACUAAUGCCUCAAAGUGCUCCAUACUUCUUCGUACGGAAAUACGCUCUUUGUAUUCGCGUUUUUGUUCAUUAUUACAAACAAGACAUAUUGAUGAACCAGUAGCAUUAUUAAUUUCCGGGCCAGAAAUUGAGCUUUUCUUAAGCUCAGCUGACUUAAAAGUUGUUUUUUGUAGUCUGAUAUGUUGCAGUGAUGCAGUCGUUUUUUGUCGAAUGACACCCGAAUUAAAACGACGCGUUAUUCAGUUACUUAAAAAUAAAUUGACGCCUUCUCCAAUCAUUUUCGCUUUAGGAGAUGGUUCUAACGAUAUUCCUAUGUUUAAGGAAGCUGACGGUGGUAUUGUCGUUAUGAAUACAAAGCAAAAGUGUUAUGCUCCAUGUUUGAAUUCUCUUUACGUUCAAAUCCCUUCUAUUAAAGAAGUGAAGAGUUUGUUUUUUGUUCAUGGACGAUUAUUUUCUAAGCGCAUAUGGUUUGCAACAAUUCUAGUGUAUUAUUCGGCUGGUUUGUUUUUGGGAGAAGUUGUUACAUUAGGUUACUUUACUGGAAAUACUUAUAACUUUUUAUAUACGUUUGAACGUUUGUUGUUUUGUCAAUUUUUCUUUUGUGCAUGUAUUAUUUCUAUUCAUUCCUUAUACUUUAAAGAUAUACCCAAUCCAAUUGCUGAGAAUUUACCUUGGGCUUAUCUUCUAUCGCGUCGGGAGUUCCGAAGUAAAUGCCCCUAUAUAUUUGUUGAAUUUAUAAAAGGAUUUUUGACUUUAAUUGUAUCCAACUAUUUUAUAACUAUUCCUUACUUUUCCUCUUUGACAUUUUAUCACUAUAAUUUAACGAUCAAAGAUUUAUAUGUUGAUUAUACCACUGGUUUUCUAUCAUGUUGUGUAUGGGAAAUGAUUAUGGAAACUUGUCACGGAUUAACUAAAAAUUCUUUUUUACUUUAUUUAAAGUGUAUCAUUUUAUGGUACUUUUUGUUGUUUCUUGGAUAUAUUUAUUGGAUUAUUUCCUUUAGUAAAUUUUUUUUUAAACCAUGCUCAGAUAUCCUUAUAUUUGAUGAACGACAUUUAAGUUAUUGGUGUCGACAACCGUAUAUUUUAUUGGUGUGCUUUAGCGUUGCUACAAGUAUUAAUCUUACAAGACGAAGAUUCUUUUCUACAGUAUUGGAAAGAUUCUCACAUAAUUUAAUUAUUUUCUUAUCAAAUCUUUAUUAUCAAAAAAAAAGUCUCUUUAAAGAUCUUUCUCAAAACACUCUACUAUCCCAAAUUACAUCUAUUUGUAAUCCUUUAAAGAAGAAAAAUGUUAAAUUUCUUCCCUUACCUGUUCAAUAUAAAUUAGUUCAAGAUAAUAAUCGUCAACAUGCGUUAACUUGUAAUUUACCUUUUGUAUCCGAUAUUGAUAAACUUUCUGUUUUGGUUCACCUGAAAAGUCAACAUCGUCAACGUCAUUUGAGUGAAGAUUUAGAAGCUCCUUCUUUUGAAUUAUUACAAAUGUUUUGGGGAACUCGUUUCAAAUUUGCUGAUUUUCCAAAAAAGAAAACACCAAACUUUUUUGAAGAAAACAUUCAUAUUACUGCACCCUUUUCUCAACGGUAUUCAUCUCAUAAAAACAGUCACUCGACGACCGUGUCAUCUUGUAAAUCAAUUCAUUCUUAUACAAAUAUAGCUGGAUCUCUUAAUUCAGCAACGUGUACAAAAAAUUCACCUCAUAAUUUAAUUCAUGCAAAAGAUUACGCACAUAAAAAAAAAGAAGUACAUGAUUUCGAUUUUAUUCUUCAUAAAACAAAUCACGUACGUGAUACGUUGAAUUGGAUAACAUUGCGGUUUCACGAUCCUCAGCUUGAAAUAGAAUAUCAAAAAUAUCGAAUAUGUAGUGGCGAAAAUAUGGAAAAAGUAUUCUAUUAUAUAUUCUUUUUAAUUUGGACAGCUUGUGUAGUGAAUAUUGUUUGGGAUCUUAGGCUUUUUUUGGGCCGUGAAACUCAAGAUUUUUUCGCCGUUUAUUAUCCGUCCAAUGCUUUUCUUCUUGAUUGUCUUGUGGUUUUUUUAUCCUUUGCAAUUUAUUAUUCCAUCUUUCAUUCAGAAUGGUUUUAUUUUUUAAUACGUUUUAUUUGCAUUAUUUGCACCAUUAACAAAGAAAUCAUUCAUUAUACUAAAUGUGAAGAUGGAGCAUCUUUUGCAUCUAUUAUCUCUGUGCUCACUUUUGUUAUUCUCCGUAUACCUUUUUUUUAUGCCUUGCUUCAGAAUAUUGUUUUUAUGAUUCUAUUUAGCAUAAGAUACAUAUGCACUUUUCAAAAAUGUUUGGGGAAUAUAGAAAACGUAAAUCACUUUUUUGAAGAUACUAGUUUGUUUACUCCUAAUGCAGAACUAAGCCAUUUCAAAUAUAACGCGACCACUUCUUUUUAUUCCGUAACCCAUUUCGCCCCUUUUUUCAUCGGAAUUCAAAUAUUAAUUGGUUUUGUUGGGUACAAACUAGAAUACAAUGAACGUUGUGGUUUCUUUCUUAGCUAUCAAGCCCAUGUAGCUCGGCAGAAACGUCGUGAAAUGCUGAACACAAUGCUGCCAUCUUUUGUAGUAGAACAAUACCUACGAGCUGCUUUGAAUCUUACACGAUCGCUAGGCACUGUGGAACCAAAAGAACAUAGUAUUGUUUCAGUUGUAUUUUGUGACGUACACAAUUUUGAGCAAUUAAUAACAAAUGUUAAACCAACGCAUUUAAUUCAAGCGUUAGAUUCCCUUUUUUUGUGCUUUGAUAAGUGCGUUGAUUUUCAUAAAGGGGCUAAAGUGGAGACCGUUUUUGAAACAUACCUUGUAGCGACAAGUUUGAAUGCAGAAGGCUCUUCACCAAACAAUAACGACACAAAUCAUGCUCAUAUUGCAGUAGAAAUAGGUAGAAGCAUGCUAGAGAUAGCCAGAUGUAUGGUUUAUCAAACUAAAACUGUUUCAGUAGAUGCUUCUUCAUAUGAUAAUUUAAAAAGAAAUAAUAAAACGAAAUUCGAGCGUAUUCAUGUUCGCAUUGGAAUACACUCCGGAUCUGUUUAUAGUGGAGUUGUUGGUGUAAAGAAGCCCCAGUACUGUUUAUUUGGAGAUACAGUCAAUACAGCGAGUCGUAUGAAAAGUACUGGAAUGUGUGACAGAAUCCACAUAUCCCAGAUCACUUAUUCCUUUUUAAAAAAAGAUUAUAAAUACAAAUGGGAACCACGACUUAUUCAAGUAAAGGGUAUUGGAUUAAUGAAAACAUAUUUAUUACAACCCGCCUAUGAAAAAUCGCAUUAUCAUCGGUCGUCUCAUCAAUGGGUGUCAAGUUUGUCAAUGUUUGAAAUCAAUACAAGCUCUUCAUUUAGUAAAGAUAUCAAGAAAAUUUAUCAAUGUGAAGAAAUGUAUUCAAAAGAUACUUUCUUGAAUAAAUCCAAAUUAUCUAAAAACUCAAUGAUAUUAAAACCGACAAGCGAUCUAAAAACUUUUCAAAAAACUCCUUUAUGGAUUGUUUCCAGGUCCUCAACAUUAAGUUCUUCUUUAUCCUUUAAUCUCUACACAAAACCUUUUAUUUUUCAAUGUUGUAUACAAUGUUGUCAUUGGUGUUUAAGAAAUUUUUUUUUUCCGAUUCCUACUUUUUUGCAUAUCCCUUCUUUUACUAUAUCUCAAUGCAAAAACAACUCAAAUGAAGUGAAAACAAAACAUUAUUAUCGUAAAAAAUUAGCUCCCAUCAACUCUAUCGUUUGCCCUGAAUCUAAAUAUUACAUGUUCAGUCGACUGUUGUGUUUUCGUAAUGCGUUUGUUGAGGAAAAGUUUUGUAGCCAAUUUUAUAAAAAUGAACUUAACAUGAGUUCUAUUGAGCAAUCUCUCAUUUUAUUCCUAAUUUUAUUUAUUACUGAAACUUGGGCAAUACUUCUUUUACCGACUCAAAAUAAUGUUAAAAACAAAGUCGACAUUGAAUAUCUUCAUUGGACAACAAGAAUGUUUUUCAACGCUACGCUAGUUUUUCUUUUUUGUCUUAUAAGAGAAAACUUUUCUUCUGUUAUUUGGCAGAAGAAAGUGACAAGACAUUUUCUGAUUGGAAUUCUCCAUUUCAUUUUAUUGAUGGCAGGAACCAUUAUUAUUCUGACAAAUAUUAUGACUUCUGUUUCUUUACUAGACAAAAGAAAACUCUUUCUUGCUUCUUUCAAUAAUAGUCCAAUUAUUUUUUUGACACUCAACUUUAUUGUUAUGACGCCCAAAUUUUCUUGGUUUCCUAGUGACAAGUUACAAUUUUUUUUUUAUAUAACUAUUCUCAACAGUUGCUCUGGUUUACUAUUUUCUCAAGCCCUGGCUUUUAAUUUAACCCUAAUCACAAUUUUAUGUAUUAUUAUUGGAAUAAAUAUGUAUAAGGGUCUCAACUCAUCAAACUCAUGUGUCUUAGUGUGUUUUCUUGUUGUAAAUCUUAUUUCUAACUAUUUAAAAGAAUCAACUGACCGUACAUUAUUUGUUGCUAAUGAAGAACUUCAGUUAACAGCACAAAGAGCUCAGGAACUAUUAGAGGAUAUGCUUCCCCGUCAAAUUUUAUGCGAAUACCAAGAAGAUCGACUUAAAUUGGCAUACAAACAUGAAAACAUGUCGUUUUUAUUUGCUGACAUUUGUCAUUUUACACCGUGGGCUAAACGAACGGAAGCAAAAGAGGUUAUUCGAUUAUUGCAACAACUUUUUAAUCAAUUUGAUUAUUACGCAUCUUGUUUUAAUUUAUUUAAACUGUGUACUAUCGGUGAUGCUUACAUCGCCGUCACUGAACCCCUUGUAAGGAAUGAAAGUUCUCGAUCGGCUGCAGCACAUGGUGGUAAACGUGUUUUACAAAUGGCAGAAGCUAUGACAGUUGCCAUUAAAUCAAUGCGAUCUGAAAAACAAAUAUGGGACUUAGGAAUGCGGAUAGGUGUUCAUUAUGGAGAUUGUUUUGGAGGUAUGAUCGGUUCUGGACGACUACGUUAUGACUUAUGGGGUCAUGACGUUAUAACUGCGAAUACGAUGGAAUCUGAGGGAAAACCAGGACACAUUUGCGCUUCGGAUUCUUUUUGUAAUUUAAUUGAGGAAGAAUUUCCAAAGCAGUUUGAUUUUCAAUUUUAUAAAAUGGUCAAUGUGUGCGGUAAACAAGUUAAAACGUAUCUUCUCGCCAAUACAUGUCAAAACGACGUAAAUAAAGGUUUUGAUUUUUCAAUCCAUCAAGGCAUGUAGUCUUUUUGUUAGCAACGACUAAAGAUUGAUUUGUAAAUUCUUUCUCUUGAAUAUUAGAAAAAAAUAAUAUUGAAACCAAUAGAAAACCAUAAUAAGUUUAAUAUUUUAUUUUUUUUUAUUUUAAAAACUGUAUGUUUUUUUAUGAUACUAGAAAUUAAGUGAACAUGCUUUGUUUAAAUAAUAAU
Hylaeus volcanicus is the source of this 5533-nucleotide messenger RNA. RefSeq names its product guanylate cyclase alpha-like. The coding region runs from base 69 to 5348 and encodes 1759 amino acids. The transcript has 20 exons. Gene Ontology annotation, molecular function: guanylate cyclase activity; peptide receptor activity. Gene Ontology annotation, biological process: receptor guanylyl cyclase signaling pathway; intracellular signal transduction; cGMP biosynthetic process. Lineage: Eukaryota; Metazoa; Arthropoda; Insecta; Hymenoptera; Colletidae. The record is from RefSeq and is a predicted model, not a curated record.